This is a messenger RNA of Polyodon spathula (Mississippi paddlefish), 2285 nucleotides long. It is a transcript of the gene rcor3, whose product is annotated as REST corepressor 3. The coding region runs from base 133 to 1767 and encodes 544 amino acids. Gene Ontology annotation, biological process: regulation of transcription by RNA polymerase II; negative regulation of DNA-templated transcription. The transcript has 12 exons. Gene Ontology annotation, molecular function: transcription corepressor activity. NCBI's taxonomy places the organism in Eukaryota, Metazoa, Chordata, Actinopteri, Acipenseriformes, Polyodontidae. Gene Ontology annotation, cellular component: transcription regulator complex; histone deacetylase complex. The record is from RefSeq and is a predicted model, not a curated record.
GCAGAAAGGGGAGUUGUUUGGAGGAAAAAAAAAAAAAACAACAACUCAGUAACAUAGUGGAAUGCUGUUGGUUGUAUAAAUGUACUUUAUUUAAUAACUAAAUAAAUAAAUACGGUAAUACAGUAUUUAGCAAUGCCGGGAAUGAUGGACAAAGGGUUAGAGUACCUUGGGAAAGGACGGUCUAACGGAACUAAAAGCCCAUCUAACGCCUCAAAUGGACAUUUUUCGGAGGAGAGUGGCAGCGACGACGAGCACGAUGUUGGAAUGCGAGUGGGAGCGGAAUAUCAAGCGAGUAUUCCUGAAUUUGAACCUGGUGCUACAAAAUACACAGAUAAAGACAGUGGGGGAAUGUUGGUAUGGUCUCCAGAUCACAUUAUUGUUGACACAAAAUUGGAUGAAUAUAUUGCGAUAGCAAAAGAAAAGCAUGGAUACAAUGUUGAACAGGCUCUGGGCAUGUUAUUUUGGCACAAGCACAACAUUGAAAAGUCACUUGCUGAUCUCCCAAACUUCACCCCUUUUCCCGAUGAGUGGACAGUGGAGGAUAAAGUUCUGUUUGAGCAAGCCUUCAGUUUUCAUGGGAAAAGUUUUCACAGGAUUCAACAAAUGCUACCAGAUAAAACCAUUUCAAGUUUGGUAAAAUAUUACUACUCUUGGAAAAAAACAAGAUCCAGGACAAGUCUGAUGGACCGUCAGGCCAGAAAAUUAGCAAACAGAAAUAAUCAAGAAGAAAGUGACGAGGAGAUGGAAGAGGGAAAUCCAAAUGAGGCAAAUGAUAGCGAUUAUGACCCAAGUAAAGAAACUAAAAAAGAGAGUCAGUCUGAACAGCCUGUCCAGAACAGUAAGAUUGGGUUGGGUCGAAGGGAGCACCAGACUCUGAUGCAUCGCCACCAUUCACAACGGUCCAAGUGCCGCCCUCCCAAAGGCAUGUACCUAACUCAGGAGGAUGUGGUAGCUGUUUCCUGUAGUCCCAGUGCAGCAAACACUGUUCUUAGACAACUGGACAUGGAGCUAGUUUCAUUAAAACGACAGGUCCAAAAUGCUAAGCAAGUGAAUGGAGUUCUGAAGCAGAAGGUGGACACAGGUAUUGAUGACUACAGACUGCCUGAGUGUAACCAGAAAAUAAAUGCCAGGUGGACUACAGAUGAGCAGCUGCUUGCAGUACAAGGUGUCCGGAAGUAUGGGAAAGACUUCCAAGCUAUUGCCGAAGUUAUCGGUAAUAAGACCGUAGGUCAGGUAAAAAACUUCUUUGUAAACUACCGUCGUCGAUUUAACUUGGAGGAGGUGCUGCAGGAGUGGGAGGCAGAACAGGGAACUCAGGCCCCCAACGAUGACACUGCUACCUCAGGGGAGGAGGGGAAGAACACUUUCAACACCCCAUCAGGGAAAAGUACCGACGAAGAGGAGGAGGAGGAGGAGGAGGAGGAGGAGGCUUUGGUGGUGCCAUCUUCUGGUCGUUCUCCUCCAGCCCAAGUGUCUUCUGCCUCUGCUCCUGUAACACCUACAGCUUCACUCAACCAGCCACCACCCCUUCUUCGGCCAUCUAUCCCAGCUGCCCCAGCUCUUCACCGGCAGCCUCCCCCAUUGCAGCAGCAGGCUCGCUUCCUUCAACCAAGGCCUACCCUCAACCAGCCACCACCUCCGCUCAUCAGGCCGGCCAAUCAAAUGCCACCCCGUCUAAACCCAAGGCCAGUCGUACCAGCUGUCAGUGGACAGCAGCCACCGACACUGAUUGGCAUCCAAGCAGAAACACAGUCCUCUCUGCACUGAAUACACUGCAGUUACAAUUUUUAAUUUUCUUUGUAUUUUUUUUGUUAUUUUUUUUAGAGACUAGAACUUUUGCAGAUUAAGUUGCAUACAGUGUCUCUGAUUUAACAGAUGUUGUAACUUCUGUGUUUAUCUGAAUAGCCAGUUUUGUUAAAAAGAUAAGUGAACCUUUUAGAAAAGGUUCAUGUUAUCAAUAGAUACCAGUUUUAUUUGUCAUCAUCUUUUCCUGUCACCAACGCACUUAUUUGGAGUAAAUGUUAUCAUUAGAUAAAUACAAAUAAGUAUAAGUAACUAACCCUUUGCGGUCCAUUUAUUCGGCUCCUGUGAGGCUCGUCAGGUCCAAUUUAUUUUUAUACGUACUGUUUAUUUUACACACGCUGUUUAAAAGUGUUUUUUUUUUCACAGUGAAACAGGCUUCAAAUGCACUGCAUACUCAGUACUGCACCUCCAGCCCUGCCCCACCCCACCCCUUGUUAGCUGUAUUUAUCACAUACCUCUUCAUAGUCGUGCAUACUGAUAAA